GCUCAAAUGUGGAUGAACUGGCCCAAUCUUUGGGCCCAAACUCAAAUCCCUGAUGGCGGAAUUAGGGUUUUUAAUAUUCUUUCUCAGUUCUCCCAACUCCCAUACCUCCAUCCGCCGCCGGUCUGAGAGGGAAAUUGUCGAGUAAGGAAAAGGGAAGGAGAAGCGAUUAAGCGAAGAAGAAGAAGAAGAGUGAAAAAUGCCUGCUGGGCACGGUCUUCGCUCCCGAACUCGGGAUUCCUUCUCAAGACCCUUCAGGAAGAGGGGUUACAUCCCAUUGACUACUUACCUGAGGACCUUCAAGGUCGGCGACCAUGUCGACGUCAAGGUGAACGGCGCCAUCCACAAGGGCAUGCCGCACAAGUUCUACCACGGCCGCACCGGUCGUGUCUGGAACGUCACAAAACGUGCCGUCGGCGUGGAAAUGAACAAGCAGGUUGGGAAUAGGAUCAUCAGGAAGAGGAUCCACGUGAGGAUAGAGCACGUGCUGCCAUCCAGGUGCACCGAGGAGCUACGCCUGAGGAAGAAGAAGAACGACGAACUCAAGGCAGAGGCGAAGGCGAAGGGUGAAGUCAUCAGCACAAAGAGGCAACCAGAGGGGCCGAAGCCUGGCUUCAUGGUUGAAGGCGCCACCUUGGAAACUGUUACUCCCAUUCCCUAUGAUGUCACCAACGAUCUCAAGGGCGGUUACUAGGUGUGUUAUUAUCUCCUUUAAGGGUUUCAGUUUGUGGGUUACGACUGUGAGACUGCUGCAUACACUCUGGGUUAAGCUCCACUGAAUUUGGUUUCCCUAGCCACUUUCGCAAUUUCAUUGAGAUGAUGUUUCUUAGUGUGUCUGUAUGCAAGUUAGAUAUGUCCUUUUUGACACCUGAACAGAUAUCUGAGUUAAGAAGUGUUUGUGUAUGCAAUUAGUAGCUGGGAAGUGGGAAUGAAUGGAUGUGUUGUCGUGUUAAAGGCAGAGAAUAAGCAAAUUAGAGCUGGAAAGUGGAAGGAAUAUGUUUAUGGGUUAACAUUUGAUGCCAUUGAUGAACUGGGGCAGUAGGUAUCAUAAUAUAUGGAUAUGUGUCUGCCACUGCUGCGAUGUCGAAAGUGGCCAAGUGGGGGAUUUGGCUCUUUAUUAUGCACAAGCACAAACCCUAAAAAACGAACACUAAAGUGGAUCUUGAUUCUUCCUUUUCGUAUGGGUAUUGGUUUUUUCUUCUUCUUUGGUAGACUAAGUGCCACCUGCUGUCAAGGCUGAUGUAAAUGGCAGCGGCUGUCACCUGUUAUAGAUGC
Molecule: messenger RNA, 1272 nt
Organism: Linum tenue
Lineage: Eukaryota; Viridiplantae; Streptophyta; Magnoliopsida; Malpighiales; Linaceae
Source: the annotation of a GenBank genome assembly